Messenger RNA from Malus domestica (apple), 1832 nucleotides. NCBI's taxonomy places the organism in Eukaryota, Viridiplantae, Streptophyta, Magnoliopsida, Rosales, Rosaceae. The record is from RefSeq and is a predicted model, not a curated record.
UAGUCGAAAAGAAGAAAGAAAUUUCUUCAAUCCCUCUGAUGUAGCUGGUGGUUUGCCUUGUCAUCAGAACACUGCCGGUGGAUUCAACGGGCUGACAAACAACAUGCCACAAGAUGACAGCCAACAUCAUUUUGUUAUGCCGGGAAACAGGAAUGUUGCUCUUGGAGUUGAAGGGAACUGGGAUACAAGAUCUGCAUAUAUUGAUCCUAGUAACUGUUUUCAGGGUUACCCAGAUGUAUCUUUAAUUCCUGUUGGUAGCAGCUCCGGGCUCCCUGAUUCUGGAGAGAGCAGAGCAUAUGGUUUGCCAUCAUUUUCUUUUUCGAGUACAAGUACUUGUCCACCUGCAUUGGAAACUUCUAGAAACCUCAUUGCUGAUCCUGGCAUGGUUUUUCCUCCUAUUGGUGCCACAACAAGCACUUCCCUGCACGAUCAGUUUGGGAAGCCUUUCGCAACUAAUGAGGUUAUUGCUGUAGAAGUUGCUGAAAGAGGCGAUGUUCCUGGGAAAUUCAGGUUUAGCCAGCUACCUAGUAAUUAUUGUCAACCUCAUGUCGUCGGUGCUGUUCAGCCAUCUACAAACCUUUCUAGAUCCAUGAUGACUGGUGAAGAGUUUUUAGUUACCAAAUGUAAUAGAACUGCACAAGGUUCUAGUGCUUUUGUUGGAACACAUCUUAAGAGGGUUGCUGAACAACCGCAAGCGGUGACUGCCAGAGCUCAACUGUUAAAGAGAAGAAGAGCUCAAUCUUCUGUCGAUCCAUCUGCUCCAAUGUUGUCCCUAAAUGUUUCAACUGUCCCAAAUUCAUCCAAGGCCUCUUCUUUCACAGUCCCAGAUCCUACAGCUCCAUCCCUCCCAUGGGAAGCGAAAAGUACUACAUCACUCUCACCCCUAUUGCAGAUUUCUCACACUCUCCCAGCCCAAGGAAGAAGUACUCCAUUAUUUCCACCCCUGUCACAGACUACGUUUGCCCUCCCAACCCCAGUCAGACGUACUGCAGUACUCCCAGCCUUAUCCCAGAUUGCUUCCUCUCUGCCAUCCCGAGUGAAAACUACUAAAUUGCAUCCGCCUCUAUCCUUGACUGCUCCAUGUCUCAGACCCAAAGCCAAAACUACUACAUCGCACCCGGCCCUAUCCCAGAAUGCUCCAUCUUUCCUACCUCUACCCCAAAUUGCUCCUCGACUCGCAUCACACCCGACCCAGUCCUGGAAUGCUCCCUCUCUCCGACCCCAGGUCCGAAUUGUACCCCCACUCCCAUCCCAACCUUGGGCUGCUCCACCAGUCCCACAGAUAUCUCAGAAUGCUUCACCACUCCCACCAAAAUCUCAGUCUGCUUCAUCACUCUCUCCCAGACUGCUCAACCUCCCCUUCCACCACCCCAGAUUGCUCCCUCUCUCCUACCCAAACGCCAGACUGGUCCACCUUCCCCACCCCAACCCCAGACUGCUGCACCCCCUCUUCCACCACAAUCCCGGACUGCUUCAGCUGUACAUAUAAAAUGGAAAGGUUUUGGUCAAACUCAACCAAGUGGGCACAAGUGUUUGAUAUGCAAGAGGGAUCUUUCCUUCACACCUGAAGGCCCUGUUUCCAUACCAACUAUUCAACCAGUUGUUGCUGUUCUACCGUGUGGCCACACAUUUUAUGACCACUGCUUGCAGCUCAUCACCCCUGAAGACCAAGCUAAAAGUCCUCCGUGCAUUCCUUGUGCCAUCGGUGACAGUUGAUUCCUUGUGCCGUUGGUGAGAGUUGACUCGUGCCCUGGGAGAGUGUUGAUGCGAGUCUUGGUUCAUAACAUGUUGAAUCCUCCAUGCCUUGUGGCACUAGUCAUGAGAAAUUCCUC